Molecule: messenger RNA, 1294 nt
Organism: Nilaparvata lugens (brown planthopper)
Lineage: Eukaryota; Metazoa; Arthropoda; Insecta; Hemiptera; Delphacidae
Product: peptidyl-tRNA hydrolase 2, mitochondrial
Exons: 4
Coding region: 260-745 (161 amino acids)
Cellular component (GO): cytosol; mitochondrion
Molecular function (GO): peptidyl-tRNA hydrolase activity
Source: RefSeq, a predicted model, not a curated record
AUUUUCUUUAGAGAGAAAGAGUGAGUUGUUUUGCAGCACGGCGCAAAGUAUGAAUUUUAGUUAGACUCUAACCUCUGACAAAAUCUAAAAACCAUGUUUUUAAUUGUUGAGGCGUACUAUUUUCUAUAAAAACAUAUUGUUCAAAACUACAUAAAGAGUAUUGACGCUUUAAAUUUAUAUUUGAAAAACAAAGCUCAUUGACAAUAAUUAUACAAGGCUACUAUCACGAUACGUCGCUAACAAUUUUUCCGGUUCUACAAUGGACUACUCUUGGAUCUUCAAACAAGUAGCGUUUACAUGCUUUGGUACAAUUCUUGGUUACGUUAUUGGAAAAUAUGCCAAAAAAACAUUGAACGAUGAAGGAGAACCUAAGCAGGAUGAUGGGGAAAACGAUUGUCACAUAGCACUCAUAAUCAACAGCAGUUUGAAAAUGGGAAAAGGAAAAGUAGCUGCUCAGUGUGGACACUCGGUGGUCUCUCUAAUGAAGCAGGCGAGGAAGUCGAACGAAGUGCUGUACGAGAAGUGUGUGAGUGGCGCCUGCCAGCUGCAGCUGUUCUCCGUGGAGUCGAGUGACGAUUUCAACCGACUGCGACAGAUGGCGACUGGCUGCUCGCUGCCUAGCUACGUGGUGGCCGACGCCGGUCGCACGCAGAUCGCAAGCGGCAGUCUCACCGUGCUCGGCGUCGGUCCGGCCUCUGCCGAAUCCAUCAAUCACUUUGUCACUGGUCUCAAACCCUACAAAUAGUGAAGUCUCACUGUACAAACUGUUAUGAAAGGUCUUCAUUAUGUUUCAAAAAAUACCGUUGUUUUGAAACUGUAAUAUCGGCUGACAUUAAAAUUGUUUUGAAAUUGUAAUGUCGGCUGACAUUGAAAUUGUAAUGUCGGCUGACUUUAAAAUUGUUUUGAAAUUGCCGCUGACCAAAUAAAACACAUCGUCAAUGGUAUCAAACCCUAUAAAUAGUGUCACCGUUGUUACAAUGUACAAACUGUGAUGAAAAUUCGUCAUCAUGUGUCGAAAAUACGGUUGUUUUUAAAUAUAUUAUGAAAUUGUAAUGUUUGUGCUAUAGUGAGGUCUACGUUAAGGUGCGUACAGAUAUACGCGCCGCGUACAUGAGCAAUUCACUUUUAAUCAGCUGACUAUAUCUGUAUUUUUACAGAAACGGUAUAAGAUAUAGAUAUAAAAAGCUUGGCAUCAGCUGAUUAAAAGUGAAUUAAUUGCUCAUGUUCGCGGCGCGUAUAUCUGUACUCACCUUUAUAAUGGCAGUAUUUGAUUAACACUGGUGUGGCUAUCCUU